This is a messenger RNA of Hippocampus comes (tiger tail seahorse), 1037 nucleotides long. RefSeq names its product coiled-coil domain-containing protein 149-B-like. Bases 384 to 1037 code for a protein of 217 amino acids. The record is from RefSeq and is a predicted model, not a curated record. The transcript has 7 exons. NCBI's taxonomy places the organism in Eukaryota, Metazoa, Chordata, Actinopteri, Syngnathiformes, Syngnathidae.
UCAUUAGUUUACCAUUGAUUACCAACAUCGGCCAUGUUUUUAAACCACGUGACGUUAAAAGGACGUCAUGGGACGCUAAAGAACCCAUACGAUUGGCUGAAAGUGACACACGUGACAUGUGCAAGCGCUAGCCAGCGAAAAAGCUUUUUAAGUGGCAAUUGUUUAGGGUUUAUCUGCGGUAGUACGGAACGGCAUCAAAAAAUGCGAUGCAGUGCCAUUGCCGACAGAACGUCUUGGACGAUGACUCUUACCCGUUAUUACAGUUCAUCUGCCUUGACCGUUGCUGACAUAAAAACGCAGCUGGAAGUAUUUUGAACAUAAAGGACAUAUUUAUUCGACUCGCAUUUUACAUUAGUGAGGUUUUUCGUGCACGCCACGGCGCGAUGGAUUCGUCCAGGAGGAACGACGGGGACUGGCAGGGAAUGGUCAACGAGUUCCUAAUUUGUAAGAGGAAGUUGGAGAGCAAGAAGGAGGCUCUACUUAUUCUGUCCAAGGAGCUGGAUACAUGCCAACAGGAGAGGGAUCAGUACAAGCUGAUGGCCAACCAGCUUCGCGAGCGGCACCAAGGACUAAAAAAGAAAUACAGGGAGCUCAUUGAUGGUGAUCCGUCUCUGCCUCCCGAAAAACGGAACCAAGUGAAUUUAGCUCAGCUACUGAGGGACUCAAGAGAAAAAAGCAACCGUCUCUCUGAGGAGAUGAAAGAGCUGAAGCAGCGAUUGGCCGAAGCUCAGGGAGACAACAAGCUCCUACGUAUGACUAUCACCAAACAAAGAUUAGGAGAUGACGAGGUAGGCGCUCGCCAUUUCCCAGCGCAUGAGCGUGAGGACCUGGUCAAGCAGUUGGAAAGAGCCAGAGAGCAGAAUGAAGUAUUGGAGCACAGCACAAAGUCUCUCACCGACGAGCUUCAGGAUGUACGAGCGGAGCGCGACGUGUUUCAGCAGAAGGCUCAUCGCCUCAACGUGGAGAUGAACCACAUCGUGGGGAAUGAUGACGUUCGGAUUUUGGAUAUUGAUGCACUCUGCAUGGAGAACAGAUGA